Molecule: messenger RNA, 780 nt
Organism: Cyphomyrmex costatus
Lineage: Eukaryota; Metazoa; Arthropoda; Insecta; Hymenoptera; Formicidae
Product: putative nuclease HARBI1
Exons: 4
Coding region: 1-780 (259 amino acids)
Source: RefSeq, a predicted model, not a curated record
AUGCUUGAACCUGUUGAACCUCUAUUAAAACCACCUAGAAAACCCUUAAAUGUUGAAAAAAAAGUUGCUGUAGCAUUGUAUUACUUGGCAAGUUGUUGCGAAUAUCGUGUAGUUGGAAAUGUUUUUGGUAUACAUAAAUCGACAGUAUGGAAAUGUGUACACGCUGUUGUUAAAGCAAUAAAUACCACACUUCUUCCUGAAUGGAUCACAAUGCCAGACGAAACAGAGUGUGAACACUUGACGGUACACAUACCUAUAUUACCUCCAGUUGAAGGCUACAGAGAUUACAUAAAUCGGAAAGGAUGGUCAUCAAUUGUGCUCCAAGGUGUAGUGGAUACAACUUUGAUAUUUAGAAAUAUAAACUGUCAAGCACCUGGAUGUUCACAUGAUGUAGCUGUUUUAAAAGAAUCUAUGCUAUACAAAAAUGCAGAAAAAUUGAUACCUAAAAAUUUCAAACAAGUUCGAAACGUGAAUGUACCAUAUUUUAUAAUGGGAGAUGGUGCUUAUCCACUUUUGCCAUGGCUAAUGAAAGCAUAUGGAAACACCAAGCUAACGCUACAAGAAGAAUUAUUUAAUACGCAUUUUAAUAGAGGAAGAGUUUACGUUGAAAUGGCUUUUGGACGUUUAAAAUCUCGAUGGCGUAUACUUUUAAAACGUAAUGAAUUGAACUACAAAUUUGUUCCUGAUGUGGUCGCUACUUGCUGCACAUUACAUAAUAUCUUAGAAACUAAAAAAAGAUCCAUUUUUAAAUGCUUGGGAACAAUAUGUAAAAGAAACUGA